UAACGUUGUUUCCAAUGCGCCUGUAAAAGAAAGAAGAAAAUCCUCGUUUCAACGGAAGUGUGAAAUAAUUGUGCAUGUGUUGAGAAGUCUGGUUGGAUGUAAAUGGGGGUCAGAUAGGAAGACCAUGUGCUUGAUAUACAGUAUAAGGCUAUGAUUAGGUCAACAAUCGAUUAUGGCAGUUUUGUGUAAGAGUCCCCCACGCCCCCAUCUUUCUUCAAAAUUGUAGUUGAAGCAUUGUAUCUGAGGAGGGCAGUCAUACGUCUUGUGGCGUUUUACACUGCCGGAAACCCAAACGAAGAAGAAAGAACAAAUCCGCGUUCGGAUUGGCUCCUCGCGGACUCGAGCCGGAAGCGCGGGGAUGUUUGUUAGUGUUCAAAAAUGGAGGCUGCAGCGUCUGGCUGUGUUCGAUUCUUGCUUAGCAUUUAAGAGAGUCGAUCUGAUAAAGACGCCUGCCCUGCAACUGAUUUGCGUGACUUUUUUUGUCAGUGUAAAGCAAGUUGACUUGUGUCUCCAGUUAUGAUGCACUUAAAGACAAUGAUGCCUGCCAAGACUUCAAAGCAGGCUCUGGCUGCGGCAUCCAAAAUUAGAAAUAAACUGCACAACACCUCCUCUUUCUUCAAGAUCUCAUUGAAGACCAACAACAAGGCCCUGGCUCUUGCCCUACAGGCUGAGAAGCAUAGGUGCAUGCUGCUACAGAUGGAGAAUAUCCACCUGAGAAAGUCAGAGGAGUCCCUGUGCUUUGAUUUGGCCACCAAGAAGUAUAAGUACAGGAAACUGCUCCUCAUAUUGAAAAGCUUUCACAGCAGCACUCUCCAGCACUUGAACAUGGUGGCUGAAUUAUUCCCUGACAGUGAUCUCUUUGAACCAUCCGAGGAACACAACAUCCUCCCUGCUGACCCUGUCAACCUUCCAGUUAAUAAUCCUGACAGAUUUCCAGGUAUGGUACCAGAUCCUCCGGAAGUUUCAAAAGAUUCAGCGGAACUCCAUCCAGAAAUGCGAGCAGACAGUCUUGAAAACGACAUGCCUGCAGUAUUGCGUGUCCUCAGCAGGCAGUCGACUAUUUGCAAAGCAAUGACAGAGAAUGAGAAAAGGCAUUCAAACCAGCAGGCACUUGAGAUGGAGUCGGCCCUACAGUCCAGUAGCUUAAGGGAAGAAGUGUCAGCCAGGUUCCCUCAGUCCAGCUACGACAUCAGCUCAACGUGUCAAUGGAGCAGCCAAACAUCUUCAGCUCGCAGUACUGCUGAAACACCAGCUCCCUCUGCUGAAGUCAAUGCUCCUUGUGAUGUUGUAGUAGUUGUGCCAGAGAACACAGUCGUCCUCAACACAACCAUGGAGAUUACUCAAUGUAAUGCUGCUGAAAUUGUUAGUCAUCAUUCCACAGAGGAAAAAGCGGUACAGAAAGCGAAACGCAAGAAGAAAAAUGAACUUAAUUUUAGGUCAGGUCUUGCAGACAGUUCACAAGUUAUUGACAAGGCAGACUCUGGUGUUCGCAAGACAGACCCAAAACCUGGUAACGUCAUGUCCGAUACAGAAGACCAGACACCAGCAGGUUUUAACAAUCCCAAAGCAGAGUGUCGAAGUAAUAUCACAUCACAUAUACCCAAAAUAACUAAACCCAGAGUGAGCAGCCAUCAAAAGGUAAAAAGCACCAAGUCAAAGGGGGAUUCUGGUGAUACUGUCAGUCCUCCCUUGAAUGAUUAUCUCAUGAGUCAUGACACCUUUUCCUUCAAACCCAAUGAGAGGGAGAAGUUACCCGCAGUGAAUGAUUCCUCAGAAAAAAAAAUGUCAAACAUCACGUGCAGGAAGAAAAGUCGCAAGUGGCCUUUAGGGACCAGUAUGAUGUCAAUGUUGCCACAUCAUGCCCAAGAGAAUGGAGGACGCACAAUGGACCACAAUGAGGGAACAGCCAAUUUUGCAGAGUCAGAGGAACCAAACCAUCCUGUUACACGUGGUAAUGAAGCGCAGAUAAACAAUGAGACAUCUGUGGAGUCUGGAAGAUGUCCCAAAUCAAGGCGCAGAGGUACAUUUGUUAUAUCUGUGGCUCACACGACAGACAUUAGAGAAGAACUAGAACUGUUGUCGAUAGAUAAGGACUCCAUCCGGGAAGUAGAAGAAUCAUCCCAACGUUGGGUGACCAGAGAUGGCGGUUCUGUCGUGGCAACGCCAAGUUCCUGCAAGCGUCCUUGGGUGGCCACUCAGGAUCCAGGCAGCCUUCCAGUAAACCAUAAUAACCAAGAUGAUAUACCGCAGCUGAAGGAAUUCUCGGUUGAAGGGUAUCAGUUUCAGAAACCUAAAAAAGCGAGACAAGAGGUCUCAAGCAGAUCCAACAGGAAGAAAGUGCAAAGCAGUAAUGAAUCUGGUGAUCACGCGACAGAUAAGAAGAACAAACGAUCCCAUGGCAAAGGCUUUUGUCCUGUUGAUGAAGUGACUUAUCUUCCGGAUCCCACUGACUCCCCUUUCUGUAAUGAGUUUGCAUUCUUUGAUGAUCCUGGUGACAUGCACGAUGAAGAUAAUGAAACAUUUACGUCAAAAUCCAGAGUGAAUCGAAAUUCUAGAUGGUACAGAAAGACGUCCAAACUGCCUUCACCAGACAACAGCUCCAGAAGUCAGAGCAAGAUGUUUGUCGUUUCCAGGCCGGAAAUACCAGCCAGGACCCAUGUAAACAUGACUAUAUCGAACGAGAUGGCUGCCAAUUCGGGCGAAGGGGAAGCAGCUUGUCAACAUUUGUGUGACCUGAUCACUGAUGAGAUACCACCAUUGUUGAACGUCUCUAUUGCAGACACAGAGCCAGGCUCUUUAAGUUGUAGUCUCAAACAACACACCUUGAGGAGGCAACAAGUGAUAGAGGAGAUUGUAUCGAUCACCCCUGAAUCUUCUACAGCAGGAAGAGCCUUGAUGUCACUCACCAACAAGAUUGCCACCCCAGAUAAAGAGAACGAAGGGAGGAGCAGGAGGCACAAGGGCGUGGUCAGUUACAAGGAGCCAUCCCUGAAUAGCAAAAUGCGGCGUGGUGACAAAUUCACAGACUCCAUGUUCCUGAACUCUCCAGCCUUUAAAGGCAGCAAGAAAAAGAAGCAGAAGUCACAACCAUCCAUCUGUAAAGAUUGAUUUUAACUUUUUUAUGUUGUUGGCUUUAAUGCACGUUUAAUAUAUACAUAUAUAUUUUUUGAAAUAAACUGUGAUUUACUGGCUGUUUAUACUGUUCAUGAAGCGUGUGUGUUGGUUUGAGGCUGGCCAUAAAUGAUUCAGUUGUGCUUGUUCAACCGAGACGUCACCUUUUCUCAUUUGAAGGUUACUGCAUUGAGUUUGGUCUUGCUGGACAUAAACUGUAACAUAUUAACAUACUUUUAUGUGUACAACUGUUUGGUGAGUACAAAAGCGUGAAUGUGUUUUGCACAGGUUACAGUACUGUUUCUCUUUGUAUUGAUUAACAUUGAUUGAUUAACAAGGUGAACUGAUUCUGGUUUUAUUUUACUACAGUUUUGUUUCAUUUGCUGUUUCAAGGUUCCCUUCCAUCAACAUCCAUUCCCCACCCCCCUACUCUUUUACGCAUAACUUGUCAAAAACUGUGACAGUCAACUGGUUUAAGUUUGACAUCUAUGCGGUUUGUCGACUGAAUGCAAAAGCCAAUAAACGGUAUGAAGCUUACAAAAUGACCAGGUCAGAUUUACGUGUUUGUGACAUAGCAAGUUACUAAUUAUUCAAGUACCUGCCCACUUCAUGGUUGCUACACGCCUCCACAUCUCAGGAAAACUGACUGUGUGACAACACGCCUGCGUUGUGCAAAGGUAUGAGGGGCCGUUAGGGACAUUAUUCAGGAUUAGCUCUCAAAUUUUACUAUUCAAAUGAAUUCACACACUCAAACUACUGAAAAGUUCUCGUAAACACUACCCAAAUGCUCUCAUAAACACUACUCAAACCCUCUCACCAACACUAGUCAAAUCCUCUCAUACCUACAAGUGCAAGUCUAGCUCACAUAAAUACUACUCAAACACUCUCAUAAACACAAGUCAAAUCCUCUCAUACGCACAAGUUUUUCUCCCAUAAGCACUACUCAAACACUAAUAAACAUGACUCAGAAUCAUCUCAUAAACAAUAGUCAAAACCUCUCAUGUACGAGUGAAAGUCUUGCUCUCAUCACAGUACUCAAACGCUCAUAAGUGAAAUCCUUUCAUACACAAGUGAAAUACUAAAUACCAUACUAAAUCAAUAAGGAAAAGCGUUAUUGUAACAAUAAUCAAUGAGGAAAAGCGUUAUUGUAACACAAUAAUCAACAAGUAUAUGACAUAUACAUUAUAAAUAUAUUUGUAAGUACUAUACAGUAUAAUGCUAUGUAACGGUACUGCUUAAGUUAGGCUUACGAUUGUACUUUAUGGCUGUUGGUCAAUGCCAUAUUAUUUUUUGAAAACCACUUCCUUUUCAACUCGUAAAGACACGCUCAUAUAAGCGUCAAAUGUCUGCACAUAUACAGGUCAAAUAAGCUCUCAUAAACAUGUCAAAUCUAUUCACACACUAUCUUCAAAUGCAUUAAUAUAAUCUACUCGAAUCCAUUCACACACCAUCCUCAAAUGUAUUGAAAAAAAUAUACUCAAAUCUUUUCAGACUUCCAUCUCAAAUGCUUGCAUACAUGCUUGUGAAAACAUUUUUUUCCCCCCAUUUUUUUGUGGACGUCCUCCGGGCCAAAGAGGAAAAGAACCAUUGGGACUGUUAUGGACAGCUGAAGGUGUAGAUCAAGCAAGAAUGGGAAAUAAUUCCACCUGCAAAGCUUCAGCAAUUA
Molecule: messenger RNA, 4777 nt
Organism: Phycodurus eques (leafy seadragon)
Lineage: Eukaryota; Metazoa; Chordata; Actinopteri; Syngnathiformes; Syngnathidae
Gene: sgo2
Product: shugoshin 2
Exons: 9
Coding region: 517-3108 (863 amino acids)
Biological process (GO): meiotic chromosome segregation
Cellular component (GO): chromosome, centromeric region; nucleus
Source: RefSeq, a predicted model, not a curated record